Messenger RNA from Salvelinus fontinalis (brook trout), 10598 nucleotides. Its product is annotated as gamma-aminobutyric acid receptor subunit pi-like. The record is from RefSeq and is a predicted model, not a curated record. Gene Ontology annotation, cellular component: neuron projection; membrane; synapse. Lineage: Eukaryota; Metazoa; Chordata; Actinopteri; Salmoniformes; Salmonidae. The transcript has 9 exons. Gene Ontology annotation, molecular function: neurotransmitter receptor activity; GABA-A receptor activity; extracellular ligand-gated monoatomic ion channel activity. The coding region runs from base 34 to 1413 and encodes 459 amino acids. Gene Ontology annotation, biological process: chemical synaptic transmission; regulation of membrane potential; monoatomic ion transmembrane transport.
GACUUCACCAGACGCCUCCACACCUCCCCAGCAAUGAUGGCUGUUCUCCGCUCUGGAGGAAGAGUGUUCAUCAUGCUUCUCAUUAGCAGGACGUUAGAGAACUAUCUGCUCAGCGCUGAAGUAAAGGAGGGAGAGAUUCUGCCUCCCACCAUUCAGAAGCUGAUGAAAGGAUACAACAAGUACCUCAGGCCUUUCUUUGACAAUGGGCCAGUGACUGUGGGCAUGAGUUUGGACGUUGCCAGCAUUGACACCAUAUCAGAGAUCAACAUGGACUACACGGCCACCAUCUUCCUGCGUCAGCGCUGGACAGACGAGCGCCUGGUGUUUGAGGGGAACAAAAGCCUGAGUCUGGACGGCAGACUUGUGGAGCUGCUCUGGGUACCAGACACCUUCAUCGUAGACUCCAAGAAGUCUUUCCUCCAUGACAUCACUGUGGAGAACAGGCUGAUCAGGAUCUUCCCCAAUGGAACAGUGCUCUACGCCCUGAGGAUCACCACCACUGUGGCCUGCAACAUGGAUCUGACCAAAUAUCCCAUGGACAAGCAAACCUGCACUCUGCAACUGGAGAGCUGGGGCUACAACACCAAUGAUGUGAUGUUCUACUGGACCAGAGGGAAUGAGUCGGUCAGUGGUUUGGACACGCUGCGUCUGGCCCAGUACACAGUAGAGGACCACUACACCUCUGCGUCUGAGGCCAUCUAUGAAACAGGCCACUACCCCAAGCUGAUCUUCCACUUUGAGCUGAAGAGAAGCAUCCUGUACUUCAUCCUGGAGACGUAUGUUCCCUCUAGCCUGCUAGUGGUCCUGUCCUGGGUGUCCUUCUGGAUCAGCCAGUCUUCCGUCCCCGCAAGGGUCUGCAUCGGAGUGACCACGGUUCUGACCAUGACCACAUUGAUGAUGGGUGCCAGGACGUCCCUGCCCAACGCCAACUGUUUCAUCAAGGCCAUCGAUGUGUACCUGGGCAUCUGCUUCAGCUUCAUCUUCGGAGCCCUGAUCGAGUACGCCGUGGCCCACUUCUGCACCCUCAACCACCCCGACGCCAACAUUGUCAUGUACGGUCACCAGAUGGGAGGCUUUGACGAGGAGAUGAACGGCAUGGUCACUACCAUCGCCGCUGAAAACAAUAGGGCCAAGAGGCGUAAGGAGAAAGCUGCUGCAGUCUCAGCGCCCAUUGCAGAGCUGGAACUGGGCCCCUCCAGCCCCACUGGCAGCGAGCCCAAGCCCGAGGCUCCUGAGGAGCCUCCCAAUCGCUGCCUCACUGUCCUGGUCCUCCUCCGCAAGUUCCUGCGCAGAGCUGCAAACUGUUUCCAUGUGGAGAAUCCCCACUUAAUAGACAACUACUCCAGGAUGACCUUCCCCCUCUCCUUUGUAUUCAUCAACGUCCUCUACUGGACAUACUACCUGUACUUGUAACACACAGGAGUGUGUGUUUCGGUAUGUGCAUGUGCGUGUGUGUGUGUGUGGGUGUCUGAAUCUGUGUGUUUCUGUUUGUAAGUGGGAUUCAUUCAUACUGUAUGUGUUUUUUUUCUCAAACAAUGCACAUGUUUACAUUUACAGUCAUGAGUGAGGCAUAGUGUACAGUAGACCACCAACUACAGUACAACAUCCUGAGGAGAAUUACAUGUCCAUGCCACGUUUAUUAUACCUAAUUCAGCUCAUUACUGCUCUCAUAACUGAUGAAUUUCCAGUAAGUUCUGUCCAUGAUGGCCUGCUGACAGAUGACCUAUGGCUGGUGUGGAGCAGAGGAGUGAGUGGCUGGAUGCGCUGUGUAAUAUUUAUGAAUGAGCUCCUCACUGCGAAGGGAAGCAUCCAGAGUACCUCUGGGUUAGGCUGGGUCCACACUUAAGCUCCGAAUGGCAAUAUAUUUAAAUAUAUGCAUCUCUCUCUAUCUCUCUCUCUCUCAUAUUUUAUUUCUAUAAGAAAUCCAGUGGCCUUGGCUCCCUCCACCACAUUAUGGAAAUAGACUCUCAAUGAGCCAUAAACUGUUUUAUAUCAUUUGUCAUCAUAGGGCAACAACUGCCAGCACCUUAACUGGACAGGAACAAUGCAAUAGAAUGGUAGGAAUAUACAGCACCUAGUGGAGUAACAGUGAUAUAUGCAGUAUUUUUUCCAUUGGAGCUGGUAGAUAGUAUUUUGUGAGCUUUGUGAUCCACGCCAUCUUAAUGGUGAAGCUAGUACCUUGUAGUCGAUGUUUUAGGACACUGACAUUUUGAACAGAGGUGAAACCGCUACUGUAACAGGAUGUCAUCAUCAAGCACCUGUGCAUCAUCCAGAUAAGGGUUGAACUAACAUCCCUCCUUGUCCUCUGUUGUGUGAGUGUUGUGUAUGAUGACGAAUGUCAUAUAUUCCCAAUCAUAUUUUCACAUAUCAGUAAUAACAAAGGACCAAAGAUUUCAAUUUGCGUUGUAAUCUUUCCAUGGUUCCCUUUAGACUUUGUUCCGUUCCGUAUAACUACUAAUACAGUACAUUUUGAAAUGUUUAAUUAUUAGUUCCCAUUGAGGUGUAAAAAAUCUUUCAAGUAAAGUAAUAGCAUGCUAUAUCAGCAUGCAAAAGGAAAACUGCAACAUUUCAUAGCCUUGUGCAGACAGAAACAGUCUCACACUCAAUGCAUGUUUGUUUAUUACUUCCUUGAAUAUCUUAAAUAUCAAAUUCAUUUUUCUGUUACAAUGCUUUCACCCAUAUCCGAAAAGCCAUUGACAAGCAGGUUGUCCAUAGCACAAAAUAACAUAUGACUUGUUCAUGACUAUGAAAUACUAAUUCAUUCUCUUAAUUAAUGUACAUAAUGGAAGUCUAUAGGUCAUUAUCAAUAAAACGUCACAAUAAGGUGCAGAGCCUUCAAUUUGGCUGCUGGGGGUCAAUGAGACCCCCAGCUCCGCUAAACCAUUGACAUCUACGUGCCGUUUUCACGGUAUUAUUAAAUCAAUGUUAUAACUAUUUGGUUUUAAUAUCAUCUCCUCAAAUAAAAUAAAAUCACAUUUUAUUGGUCACAUACACAUAUUUAGCAGAUGUUAUUGCGGGUGUAGUGAAACGCUUGUUUUCCUAGCUCCAACAGUGCAGUAGUAUCUAAAAAUUCACGACAAAAAGAGCAUUGAAAAGAUUAGUCAGAACUUCAUGUUUCCGAUUAUUCCACAUUUAGCUCGAUCUUCAGUUACACAGCAAAUAACCGCAUGCUUUUCAUGAUCAGUAAACAUCAAUUGAUCAUGUGAUUUCAGAUACGUGAGGGUAGCUUAUCCAUUAGGCAUGUAGCUAGCUAGCUAAGCAAACAAUGUAUUAUUAGCUUGCUUUGUCAGAAAUAAGGCUUUUGGGAAGAGCUUGACAUCGGCAAGUUCUCUUCCUGUCUAUUUCCAAUCUUCUGUCACCAACUGUAAUGAACACGAUGGGAGACAGAGAGCUGGUUUCAAACUCAGGGCGCAGCAGGUGUUCAUUUGUAAAGGACCGCAGGAGGAGGCAGGUAGCUGGGUCCAGGGGCAGGCAGAAGGUUAUACACAGGGGGUCCAAAAAAGGCAACAGUACAGGCAGGGAAAAGGCUAGUAACGUCAUCCGGGAGAUCAGGCAAUAGGUUGAUAACAGGAAAUCCGAUAGGCUAAAGUACAGGCAGGGAAUAGGCAAAAGGUGUCGUUAGUGAGGCAGGCCAAAACUAUCAUACACAGGAGGACUAUUUACAGGAAAAACUGAGUUCUGAAUAGAAGUGUGUCACAAAACAAACAAUACCUCACAAUGAUGGGGUGCAAAGAAACUGAACUAAAUAGUGUGUGAUAAUGACAUAUAGGUGUGUGAACAGGUGAUCAGAAUUCAGGUGAUUGGGAUCUGGAGAGUGAGCUGCGUUCAGGGGAUCUAUGUGUUUGAGAGUGUGCGCUGGAAAGUGGUCUGUAAAGUGAGCUGCAUUCAAGGGAGCUACAUGUUUGAGAGUGUGAGUUGGAAGCAGACGUUACACCACCACUAUACUGUAGAUGGCAAGCAAAUCAAACAAUAUUUUAGCUUGUUUGAUUUGCUUGUUAGCUUGUUAACUAGCCAUAUUGACGUGAUCUGUUAUUAGCUAGCUAGUCAAUUUGAUGUGGUCUAUCAAUAAAUGUAGCCUAUCAUGUCUGUCGUGGUAAAGCACUCUUAAAAACAAGGUUGAAAAGGGGAUGUUAGGUAACUUCGCGAGGUAGGCCUAUAUUGGUCUAUAUAUGUUUAGCCAACUGGAUGACUUUUCUACCAGUAGCUUGCAAAGUAAACAUUAUCAGCUGAAAGUACAUGGGCAAAUGUGACCUUCUGCUGCUUGACAGGCAGAGCCCACAAAGGAUGGGAAAUUAACCUAAACCACUCAAACUUGUCAGGUAUAGUUCACUUUUAUGUUAAAUCACUCAAAUAUCCAAGUAAGAGGGGCCAAUAUUGAGAGAUAUUGUGAGGGUAGCCUCACCUAUCUGAAAUUAUUUUAUUUAUUUUAUUUCACCUUUAUUUAACCAGGUAGGCCAGUUGAGAACAAGUUCUCAUUUACAACUGCGACCUGGCCAAGAUAAAGCAAAGCAGUGCGACACAAACAACAACAGAGUUACACAUGGAAUAACAAACAUACAGUCAAUAAUACAAUAGAAAAAGUAUAUAUACAGUGUGUGCAAAUGAGGUGAGAUAAGGCAAUGAAUAGGCCAUAGUGGCUAAAUAAUUACAAUAUAGCAAUUAAACACUGGAGUGAUAAAUGUGCAGAAGAUGUGUGCAAGUAGAGAUACUGGGGUGCAAAGGAGCAAAAUGAAUAACAGUAUGGGGAUGAGGUAGUUGGAUGGGCUAUUUACAGAUGGGCUAUGUACAGGUGCAGUGAUCUGUGAGCUGCUCCGACAGCUGGGGCUUAAAGCUAGUGAGGGAGAUAUGAGUCUCCAGCUUCAGUGAUUUUUGCAGUUUGUUUCAGUCAUUGGCAGCAGAGAACUGGAAGGAAAGGCGGCCGAAGGAGGAAUUGGCUUUGGGGGUGACCAGUGAAAUAUACCUGCUGAAGCGCGUGCUACGGGUGGGUGCUGCUAUGGUGACCAGUGAGCUGAGAUAAGGUGGGGCUUUACCUAGGAAAGACUUAUAGAUGACCUGGAGCCAGUGGGUUUGGCGAUAAAUAUGAAGCGAGGGCCAGCCAACGAGAGCGUACAGGUCGCAGUGGUGGGUGGUAUAUGGGGCGUUCGUGACAAUACGGAUGGCGUUGUGAUAGACUACAUCCAAUUUGCUGAGUAGAGUGUUGGAGGCUAUUUUGUAAAUGACAUCGCCGAAGUCAAGGAUCGGUAGGAUAGUCAGUUUUACAAGGGUAUUUUUGGCAGCAUGAGUGAAGGAUGCUAUGUUCUGAAAUAGGAAGUCGAAUCUAGAUUUAAUUUUGGAUUGGAGAUGCUUAAUGUGAGUCUGGAAGGAGAGAUUACAGUCUAACCAGACACCUAGGUAUUUGUAAUUGUCCACAUAUUCUAAGACAGAGCUGUCAGCGAUUGGAUGAAGAGCAUGCAUUUAGUUUUACUUGCAUUUAAGAGCAGUUGGAGGCCACGGAAGGAGAGUUGUAUUGCAUCGAAGCUUGUCUGGAGGACAGUUAACACAGUGUCAAAAGGAGGGCCAGAAGUAUACAGAAUGGUGUCGUCUGCAUAGAGGUGUAUCAGAGAAUCACCAGUAGCAAGAGCGACAUCAUUGAUGUAUACAGAGAAAAGAGUCGGCCCGAGAGUUGAACCCUGUGGCACCCCCAUAGAGACUGUCAGAGGUCCGGACAACAGGCCCUCCAAUUUGACACACUGAACUCUGUCUGAGAAGUAGUUGGUGAACCAGGGGAGGCAGUCAUUUGAGAAACCAAGGCUGUUGAGUCUGCCAAUAACAAUGUGGUGACUGACAGAGUCGAAAGUUUUGGCCAGGUCGAUGAAGACAGCUGCACAGUAUUCUCUUUUAUCGAUGGCGGUUAUGAUAUCGUUUAGGACCUUGAGCGUGGCUGAGGUGCACCCAUGACCAGCUCUGAAACUAGAUUGAUUAGUGGAGAAGGUACGGUGGGAUUCGAAAUGGUCAGUGAUCUGUUUGUUAACUUGGCUUUCGAAAGACCUUAGAAAGGCAGGGUAUGAUAGAUAUAGGUCUGUAGCAGUUUGGGUUUAGAGUUUCUCCCCCUUUGAAGAGGGGGAUGACCGCUGCAGCUUUCCAAUCUUUGGGGAUAUCAGACGAUACGAAAGAGAGAAACAGGCUAGUAAAAGGGGUUGCAACAAUUUUGACGGAUAAUUUUAGAAAGAGAGGGUCCAGAUUGUCUAGCCCGGCUGAUUUGUAGGGGUCCAGAUUUUGCAGCUCUUUCAGAAAAUCAACUACCUGGAUUUGGGUGAAGGAGAAAUGGGGGAGGCUUGGGCAAGUUGUUGUGGGGGACGCAGGGCUGUUGACUGCGGUACCGGUAGCCAGGUGGAAAGCAUGGCCAGCCGUAGAAAAAAUGCUUAUUGAAAUUAUCAAUUAUCACAGAUUUAUCCGUGGUGACAGUGUUUCCUAGCCUUAGUGCAGUGGGCAGCUGGGAGGAGGUGCUCGUAACAGUGUCCCAGAACUUUUGGGAGUUUGUGCUACAGGAUGCAAAUUUGUUUCCUAACUGCCUGUGUAUAUUGGUUCCUAACUUCCCUGAAAAGUUGCAUAUUGCUGGGGCUAUUCAAUGCUAGUGCAGUACGCCACAGGAUGUUUUUGUGCUAGUCAAGGGCAGUCAGGUCUGGGGUUAACCAAGGGCUAUAUCUGAAUGGGGCAUACUUAUUUAAGAUGGUGAGGAAAGCACUUUUAAAGAGCAGCCAGGCAUCCUCUACUGACGGGAUGAAGUAAAUAUCCUUCCAGGAUACCCGGGCCAGGUCGAUUAGAAAGGCCUGCUCUCUGAAGGGAGCGUUUGACUGUGAUGAGGGGCGGUCGAUUGACCGCGAACCCAUUACGCACACAGGCAAUGAGGCAGUGAUUGCUGAGUUCCUGGUUGAAGACAGCAGAGGUGUAUUUAGAGGGCAAGUUGGUCAGGAUAUAUCUAAGAGGGUGCCCAUGGUUACGGAUUUAGGGUUUUUCCUGGUAGGUUCCUUGAUAAUUUGAGGGCAUCUGUUUAGAUUGUAGGAUGGCCGGGGUGUUAAGCAUGUCCCAGUGUAGGUCACCUAACAGUACGAGCUCUGAAGAUAGGGGGGUGAUCAAUUCACAUAUGGUGUCCCAAGGCACAGCUGUGGGCUGAAUGGGGUCUAUAACAAGCGGCAACGGUGAGAGACUUGUUUCUGGAAAGGUGGAUGUUUAAAAGUAGAAGCUCGGAUUGUUUGCGCACAGACCUGGAUAGUAUGACAGAACUCUGCAGGCUCUCUACAGUAGAUUUCAACUCCUCCCCCUUUUGGCAGUUCUAUCUUUUCGGGAAAAUGUUGUAGUUAGCGAUGGAAAUUUCUGGAUUUUUGGUGGCCUUCCUAAGCCAGGAUUCAGACAUGGCUAGGACAUCCGGGUUGGCGGAGUGUGCUAAAGCAGUGAAUAAAACAAACUUAGGGAGGAGGCUUCUAAUGUUAACAUGCAUGAAACCAAAGCUUUUACGGUUACAGAAGUCAACAAAUGAGAGCGCCUGGGGAUUGGGAGUGGUGCAGGGGGCUGCAGGGCCUGGGUUAACCUCUACAUCACCAGAGGAAAAGAGGAGGAGUAGGAUAAGGGUACGGCUAAAGGCUAUAAAACUGGUCGUCUAGUGCGUUCAAAACAGAGAGUAAAAGGAGCAGGUUUCUGGGAGCGGAAGAAUAGAUUCAAGGCAUGAUGUACAGACAAGUGGAUGUAGGAUGUGAGUACAGUGGAGGUAAACCUAGGCAUUGAGUGACAAUGAGAGAGAUUUUGUCUCUAGAAGAACCACUUAAGCCUGGUGAGGUCACUGCAUGUGUGAGAGGUGGAACAAAAGUGCUAGUUAAGGUAUUUUGGGCAGGGUUGGAGGCUGUACAGUGAAAUAAAACAAUAAUCACUAACCAAAACAGCAAUAGACAAGGCAUAUUGACAUUAGGGACAGGCAUGUGUAGCCGAGUGAUCAUAGGGUCCAGUGAGUAGCUAUAGAUGAGUUAGGGAGCCAAUUCAGUAGUGCUACUACGCUAGGUGAGCUGGAGACACGGCGAUUCAGACAGAUAGCGGGCAGGGCUAGCAGAUGGGUCUUCGGGGACAUCGCAACGGAAGAGCCUGUUGAAACCACCUCGGACGGUUACGUCGGCAGACCAGUCGUGAUGGAUCGGCAGGGCUUCGUGUCGACAGUAAAGGGUCCAGACCAAUUGGCAAACAAGUUAUUGUCGCCCAAGAAUUGGCUGAUGGACCUCUUCGGUUAGCCGGGAAAUGGGCCUAGCUCAAGGCUAGCUCCAGGCUAACUGGUGCUUGCUUCGGGACAGAGACGUUAGCCAGGACUAGCCACUCGGAUAGCAGUUAACUAGCUGCGAUGAUCCGGUGUAAAGGUUCAGAGCUUGCGGUAGGAUAUCCGGAGAUGUGGUAGAGAAAAAGCAGGCCGAUAUGCUCUGGGUUGAUAUCGCACUGUGCAGACUGGCAGGAAUUGACCGGGCUGAGGCUGGCUGAUGUCCGAGUUAACGGUGAUCACCGCUAGCAGUUGUUAACUGACUACUAUAAUGCAGUGCGACUCGAGUUUCGCCAUCAGCUGGAAGACGGUGUCCCUUUUUGGUCAGUGUCAGUGGAGGAAAGGGAGGGGGGGGGGGGACUUUGAGAGGUGGACCCUCAAUCUGCUGCUCUCUCCUUCCGCAGACACCAUCAGCCCAGUAAAAAUAAGAAGCUAAUUAUUUCAAUAUAUGCUCACAAAGCUGUGCCUCGCAAGUAAUACAACAACUGAUAUAUUAUCGGUGUGAUCAUUCCUACGUCAACAUUUUUUAUAUAAUAAAAGAAAAUGGUCUGAACAACAAUGUAUUGGCAGGGCAAUUCAAGCAAAGUCAAUAUGCAGUGAUAAUGUAUUGGGCCUAUAGCCUACUGCACAAACCUCAUUGCUACAGUACUGUUUUUAAUAGGUUAAUGUUUCAUAGGCUUACGUUUUUUUUAAAAGUCAUGUUAAAAAAAAAUCUGAGUGGUAGAUCUCGCCUUGCAAUUUGACUCAGAAAGUGAUCUUGAUUCAGAAAAGGUUGGUGACCACUGCUGUAGGUCAUGUAACUGUUUGUUACAUGCCAUGUGUUUUGUGGACUUCACCGGACAGAUGUUGCUUUCCAGUUAUGUGAUGAAACAAAGGUGUGUUUGAAUUUAUUCUGCCACUUUGUCUUCUUAUUGUCUCGGGCUUAGGCUUGUAUAUCACAGUGUCAAGGUACAUAAACUAACAGAUUACAGAGCAAAUAAUGCAAUUAUCACAACACAUAGGUGGUAAUAUGUUUUUUUGUCUGGCUUGGCGUCCCCAGUGAUUUUACCCAAACACCGCUACUGAUAGUUAACAUUUAUUUAACAAGCCCUUGAAAACGACACACAGUUGUCAAUGGUUUUAGUGGAGCUGGGAGUCUCCCUGCCCCCCAGCAGGCAAAUCAAACGCCCUGCACCUUAUUGUGACGUUGUAUUGGUAACGACCAAUAUUUGCAAUAAUUCACCAUAAUGCAACAUUAACUUACAAAACUUUUUUGUUUUAGUCUCAUUUUCGCCAAAAGGGUUUUCAUAUUGAUUUUUCUUGUCUCUUUUUCUGAAAUGCAUUCCAAUACAUUUGCUCUGCUAAUCAUGGUCUUGCUUCUGUGCAUUAUAAUUAAACUCCUUUUAUAAAUGUAUAAAACCGAUAGUAAUGAGCUACUGAUGAGAAUAGAAAAAAAUAUUAAUUGUAUGCUUUCUGUGUUUUUUUUUCACGAUUAGCAACGUUAACUUAAUUGUUCUUUAAGUUUCUUUGCUUGUUUUGGGGUUUCAUUAGGUUAUUUGCUAGACUAUGGAAGAUGUGUAUUGAUAGUAAAACCAGUUUGAUCUUCUCUUAUGAUCUGGUCUAUGGUAAAGAAGAAAAAAGUGCACCAGGAACUGUGCACUUAGCUAAUAUACAUAGAUCAGUGCCAAAUCCUGACAGUCAGGUUACAGUCUGUUACAUGGUCAUCGUGUUGGGGCACCUGAUAAUCCCUUAGCUACUGUAGCCAGAGACAAAAUUGAGCCAAAGAUUCCACUAAAUCAAACCACUAAGGAAAUAUUCACUUUGUUUCUCGAGAAUCCCACAAAUUCCCAUUCCCAAUUCCCCUUUACGUGUGGAUUCACAUUAAAUGUGUUUGCUAUGAUGUUGUCAUGCUCUCCAUCACCAAGCCCCUCUUUUUGGACUCCGGACUAAAUGUGACUCCUCUCCCAGGACUUAACUACUACUAUUGGAUAUAUAACCGCAAUGGCAGGACACAUGAUACACAGGACACAAGUCCAGGUACUGCAAGCCCAAGCAGAGGCAACCAACCUGAUCAAUGAUAGUGUACUAUACUACACUCCCUCCCUUCCCCACUUGCUUCUGACAGACUGAUUGGCCAAUGCUGGAACAACCUAUUUUCCUUAAAUGUUUGGGACAUUGUCAGGCAACGCAAAGUUCUUGGGACAUCUUCCUGUAAAAUGUGUUUAUACUGUAACAUUUAAAUAUAGGCAUUUUAUUUGCUGAAAUUGUUGUAAAUAGGUACUUAUACAGCAUGAUUAUUUGAUGUUUCAAUAUUGAUUAGGGUAAUAAAAUAUACUGCCUAAAA